AUGCUUCAAAACUUACUCACAAAUAAGUCAACGGUUCAAGAUUUACUCUCAAGUAAGGCAAUGCUUCAAGAUUUACUCACAAGAAAGUCAACUCUUCAAGAUUUACUCACAAAUAAGUCAAUGCUUCAAGAUUUACUCUCAAAGAAGGCAAUGCUUCAAGACUUACUCAUAAAUAAGUCAACGCUUCAAGACUUACUCACAAAUAAGUCAACGCUUCAAGAUUUACUCACAAAUAAGUCAAUGCUUCAGAAUUACUCUCAAAGAAGGCAAGGCUUCAAGACUUACUCAUAA
This is a messenger RNA of Chironomus riparius, 291 nucleotides long. Lineage: Eukaryota; Metazoa; Arthropoda; Insecta; Diptera; Chironomidae. The record is from the annotation of a GenBank genome assembly.